This is a messenger RNA of Phalacrocorax carbo (great cormorant), 1246 nucleotides long. The record is from RefSeq and is a predicted model, not a curated record. NCBI's taxonomy places the organism in Eukaryota, Metazoa, Chordata, Aves, Suliformes, Phalacrocoracidae.
AAUGUCAACCAGCAUGAGACAGUUCGGUUUGUUUCUUCUGUGCCUUCUUCACAUCUCCAGGAAGGGUGUGCAGUCCAACGGCUGGUCCGUUCACGUCCCGUCUGAUGUUACUGGUGAACUUGGGAAGAUGGUUAUCCUGCCCUGUACUUUCACACACCCCUACAAAACAUUUGACCGGACCCUCACUGCCAUUUGGAGGAUCAAGGAACCUUACAACGGCACAAUAGUUUUCAAGUGCAUUAGUCAGAGCGCCAGCGAGCUCUGUAAGACUGCCAUCAGCUACAAAAACAAAUACAAACUGCUUGGCAACCCCCGGCACAAGGACCUCUCCAUCAGGAUUGACAAUCUGACUUGGAGCGACAGCGAGAGAUACUUCUGCCGGGUGGAGUUGUCCGGAGAUAUCCACGACAAGUACGAAAGCAGGAAUGGGAUAAAGCUGCAUUUGAUUGCUGCCCCCAGGAUCAUUAACAUCACCGUCAGCUCCAACGGGGAUCGCACCUUCCAGGCACGCUGCACCGCCGAGGGGGAGCCAGCACCUGCUCUGACCUGGAGCGGACCACCCUACAGCAACCUCACCGCCACCACCAGCAUGAACCACCGUGUCACCAAGGAGCUCCGGUACCUGACCCACGACGGAAAAUACACCUGUACUGCUGUCAACAGCCACGGGAGAGCAGAGGGGGCUGUGUACUUCUACAAAUUCAAAGCAUCCAACAGCUCCUUCCUCCUGAUCCUGAUCUUUGUGCCACUGGGAAUUAAAGUGCUCAUUUUGCUAGUGAUACUGGGCUUCAACGUUUUCUCAAGAGGAGGUCCCUCCUCUGCCCCAUCCAGCCUGGCCCGGCCACAGCUGCAGGACUCCACCUAUGAGAACUUUGACCGCAGACACGGCGGCAGCCAGCCUUUGCCGACAGAAAGAACAGCAUCGAGACGCAGCUGAGGACCUGGGCGGUCUCAUCCGCACUCACUUGCACGGUUCCAAUUCCUGUCUGCUCUGUACAAGGGUGCCCUCCCCCCUGUGAACAUAAGACUGACGUUGACUGAUGCACGGAAGGUCAAACGGGCCUUGUAAGAGCAUGUUUUCCAUCCCUGCUGCUGCUUACAAGCAAGAAAAGCCUUUAAAAGGAAGACAGAAGAAAGAAAAAAGAAAACAAAGACGGAUGGAGCUAGAAGAGCAGAAGAGGAUCUACGUAGGAUGUCAGUUCUAACCAACCUGUGUGUUUUUAGCCCGUAUCAGAUAGUGUUUAGC